AAAUUCCUCUUUUCCGUUUUAAGGUGUAUGUUUGAUAUUACCAGCAUGAAAAUCACGAAGACUCGAGCACACUUUGUUACCAAUUAUGCAGCGAAACUCGCCGUCCUUCUAAUUAUCACUUUACUUUUAGUCAAUUGUACCACCGUGGUUGCCAAAGGCGGUGGUGGAGGCGCUCACGGUGGAGGUGGAGUCCAUGUUAGUGUCGGAGGUGCUCAUGCUAGUGUAGGAGGAGGCCAUGCUAGUGGAGGAGGUGGUCAUGCUGUUGAAGGAGGAGGCCAUGCUGGUGGAGGCGGUGGCGGACAUGGAGAAGAAGAAGGUGGGCAUGGGAUCGGAAGAGGUGGUGGUAUGGUUCAUCGACCAGCGACGAGGAACGGAGGCUCUACACUAACUAUUCCCUUUGUCGAUGGAUCUACAACUGUUUUCAUGAUCAUAUUUUUUUUAUUUAACUAAAGCUCAAUUUUCUUUGAUAUAUUUAAAUUUCAUGAUUUGAUUUUGGUAGUUUUUUUUUCAUUUUGGG
This is a messenger RNA of Arabidopsis thaliana (thale cress), 517 nucleotides long. Its product is annotated as glycine-rich protein. The record is from RefSeq and is marked reviewed. Lineage: Eukaryota; Viridiplantae; Streptophyta; Magnoliopsida; Brassicales; Brassicaceae. Bases 28 to 450 code for a protein of 140 amino acids. The transcript has 3 exons.